Messenger RNA from Xiphophorus couchianus (Monterrey platyfish), 3641 nucleotides. RefSeq lists its product as uncharacterized. The record is from RefSeq and is a predicted model, not a curated record. Bases 793 to 2283 code for a protein of 496 amino acids. Gene Ontology annotation, biological process: regulation of transcription by RNA polymerase II. Gene Ontology annotation, molecular function: RNA polymerase II cis-regulatory region sequence-specific DNA binding. Gene Ontology annotation, cellular component: nucleus. The transcript is spliced from 12 exons. Lineage: Eukaryota; Metazoa; Chordata; Actinopteri; Cyprinodontiformes; Poeciliidae.
GGAGACUCAGGGACACAGAAAACUCUAAAUAAAUACACAGAAAAACACAGAACAUGACACAAUCUGGCACACAUGUAACAGAUUCAUUUUGCAUCAUUAAUCUGUUACGCUCCCUUUAGAAACCACUAAAAGGGAUGGGGACAUGUGGGAUAAACCUGGCUCUCCCAGGGAAACCCACACCAACAACUAAGUGUUGGAUUAUUUUUUAUUUUUUUGUGGAAGAUGCAGAUGUUUCACAAGUUGCAGGUUCUCAUAAUUUCACAGAACCUGCAACGCAUCAGACGUUGGCUGUGGAAAAGGUUAGUUAGGGAAGGGGGGACGUGUGGGAAUUGUCCUAUAAUGACAUUAUAAUGAUAAGUGUUGGAAAUUCUGUGCAAAAUGUGAGAAUGAUGUGUGAAUUUGCGCCAUCAGAUUUGAUAGCAUCAUGGAAGAUUCAUAGUGGGAUUGUGUCUGUGUUCCCUUGUUGGCUCUGUGCGAUUCUCUCUCUUUUCUCCUCAUUUUCUUCUUUAUGGCAGGAAACAUGUCUUCCAGGCGUUUUUGCACCUUUUCCAAAUUGACCCUGUCAUCGAGAAGCUUCUUUCGUUCUUCUUGGUGUUUCACCACUGAGAUGUCCUUUUCCUUCUCCAGUUUUCUGCAACUUUCCUUGAGGGUGUCCAUGCUGACUAUGAUGUAAUCCAAGAACUUAAGCCUUUUCAGAAAAUUCAUAUCUACAUUCAUCAUGGCUCCAAGACUUCUCCUGAAAUAGUUUCUUUAGACCCGGCUCCAAGGCGGAAAAUUGUUUGGCAAGAAAAUAUGUCGAAGAGAAGAAGGCCUUUGCUGAAAUCCUGUUGUGUACAGGAGGAAGUGGAAGAGAAAUUUGGGGACAGAAAGUUUGGCUUAAGGCAAGCAAGAGUUAAAACUCUUAAUGUAUACAGUAACCAAUGUGAUGGGAAGAAGAAUUUGAUUAAAGAGAAUGGCAUUACAAAGCAAAAUGGUGAGUUUUUUCAGGGAAUCUGGUUUGUGACUUGUGAAAACAAAGAGGGUAUUAUGGAUAUAGAAAAGCUGAAAAAAGGUGAGAAUUGCAUAGCGUGUCGGGGCCUGUGGUUUACUCCCCCGGCCUUUGAGGAGUUUGCAGGACGAGGAGCGUGCAAAAAAUGGAAAACCAGCAUAUGCCAUGAAGGAAGACCUCUGACCCAUUGGUUUGCGAAAGGUAUUCUGUCCACAACUGGAUAUAAAAGAAGAGGAGCCGAGCCUAUGAGGAAGGUUACGGUUUCAUCAGGAAAAAUGGAAAGCAAGCCAACACAAAGCUUCCACAAGUUCCAGGGAUCUAAGCGCAGUAAAUAUAAGAGAUCUUCCACCUCGGUGACCCAGAAAAGCAUCUCCCCAGGAGGCUUUAACCCUCCUGGAGAGGCAGUAGAGGCAGAAGUACAGCUUGUACAGGAUCCUGAGGGAAGUCAUAUUAAAGAUGACCACAAGCAGUCCGACAGUGACGAGUUUCUGAAGAGAGACCAAAAAAAUAGAGAUGAUCCGGAUGAGAGAAAUAAUGAACACGGUAUAAACUCAGGAGAUGCUGAGGACGAAAAUAAAACGGACAACGGGGAUAUGCUUGCUGAUGCUGAUUACCUCGACGACCACGGCGAUGCCAGAGAAAGACACGAGGACUCGGACGCUGCCGGAGCCGAGGAGCAGGAGAUGAAGAGGAAAACUAAAGUGAUCGUCAGAAGGCUUUCAGAGAGGUGGAGAGCCUGUAAGGAGAAAUGGCGUCCGAAAGGUGCCUGGUGUGAGCCUUUGGAGGAAAACGCACACAUUGAGGAGACUGAAGGAAACCAGUUGAUCAAUGAGAACCUCGGCGCUUCCUCUGCAGAGCUCGUCGUUAGUAGCAACGGUGACAAGACAGAUGAGGAGAAAGAUACAGUGUUGGAUAUGAGGUCACCUCAAGAUGCAGAGAUGACCUCAAGUCCACUUGUCAAGAACCAAACAAGUGACCCGAUGUAUCUUUCUGUUGCACCUGUAAGCCUGCUGCUUCCGUUUGUCAAUAAAGAGGUUAAUGAGAAGGACGCAGAUGAAGCCAAACCGGAUCAUGACGAAGCAGAAUCAGAAAGGUCAGAGACAUGCAUCAGAGCCUCAGACUGUCCGAAUGUCUCAGAGAAGAUGGAGGACGGAGCUUCGGGGGUCUCAGGCGGCUCCGACGUGGAUGCAAUGGAUAUCAAUCAGCUGAAGAAGGAAAAAAUAAAGAUGCAGCUUAAAGUUUUAAAACUGCAAGAGGAAUGUUACACACUGAUGCUAAACAACUUAAGAAACUGACAAGAAGGGCGUGGUGUAGCGGUUAGCGCGACCCGUAUUUGGAGGCCUUGAGUCCUCGACAUGGCCGUCGCGGGUUCGACUCCCGGACCCGACGAUAUUUGCCGCACGUCUUGCCCCCUCUCCUCUCCUUCCCCGUUUCCUGUCAGUCAAUCUUCUGUCAUAUAAGGGACACUAGAGCCCACAAAAGACCCCCUGGAGGGGUAAAAAAAGAAACUGACGAGAAAGGUUUUAGUGUCAACAUCGUAAAUGACCAGUUAACCUUCUUUUUUACAAUGUGCCUAUUGGAUCAUUUUUACAACUUUUCUUUUUAAAUGUGUUCCACAUUGUAUAUCACUCUUUUUUUUUUAUCAGAAAAUGUCACAGUUGAAAGUUGCCAAAGAGACAAGACAGAAAGUAGCGAUGAUAUAGUUUGAAGUUUACAGAAAAGUGGAGGAAAUGAGAAGAGCUGAGCACAGCAGCUUAAAAACGUAUCUAACCGGCACCCCACAGUGGAAUUUAAAAGCCCUCUGUUGUUUGCCCCGCCUACCUGUAAUUCACCCUGCUGGUGAGUAAUUCUUUGUUUUAUAAACGGUAAUUCAAAACACUAAAAUUUUGUCUGCCUGCAUUCAGUUAGAUGUAAUUUCUGCUCCGGUUCUGACCGGCAUUAUUACUUUGACGACCAAAAACGUUGGUCUCUCAUUUCUCCAAACAGCUCUGCAGCGGUUGUUUAAGCUUCACUUUUCUUCAUGUAAUCAGUUUGUAUUUUACUAGUGAGGAUUUGGGUAUUUAUAGUUUUAUUUUUAUCAAAUUCUUUUACGCCGUUUCACGACUUAAGCUCCGUUUAUCUCGACGUCUUUACAUAGCUCGCAUUCAAACAUGACAAGUUAAGAAAAUGUUGGGUGAUUUUCCACUUUUCAUAAGUAGCAUUUACAGGUUGAAAAGUAUUUCUUUUUCUAAUUCCCAAACAUGAUUGCCAGAAGGUCACCUCCGAAGGUCACCUUUCAAGGUCAAGAUGUUAUUAUUAUUAUUAUUAUUAUUAUUAUUAUUAUUAUUAUUACCUAUAAGUGCAAAACUGGCAAGCAAUCUUGGAAAUCUGAAAUCUCUAACCCGUUUGUUAUCUUACAGUUUUGAAAGAGGUGUUUUCAAAUACCAUAAUUACAAACCUGUGAAUAACCCUGAGGAGAAAAUAAAUAUUUACUGUUACAUCUCAUUCAUUCAGCUGUUUAUAGCUCUUUUGACUGUAUUUUGCAUUUGGUGCUUUUCCUCACACUGUGCUAAGAAUGUCUCUGUUUUUUAGUAUACAUGUCAAAUGCUGCUGUAUCCAGGUCUGUCUCAAGUUUUCUGCUCACUUUUCUUCUUGUAUUAAAUAAUUAACCAAA